UUAUUUACAUUGGCAGUCGGCGCAGAUGGCUUCGGCUGAGACGCACUCUUUCCUAGCUUAACUUUCGGUGAAGAUAAUUGUAGUCUGAAUUGUGCCAAAUUCGGCGGCCGCUAGCUCAGAUUAACAAUCCGAAAAGCGUAAACCAGUUCCCAGUGUUAUGUAGUUCGCUGCGCAUUGAGCUUGUUCGCUUGGCGUCGAUAAUCCCUCUCAGUGAUCUAGUUCCCCAUGGGGGGGAAAAGGUGACGUAGAACCUUACGCACACAGAUGAAAUCAAGCCCGCGCGCUACGGUGGCAUCGGAGUAGUGACAUUUUCGGUAUUGCGCGCAUGCACUCCCGUGGUUUUGAUGUGAAAUUUUUGCGAUCGUAUCGUUAAUGGAGUAAUUAGCCGUGGGUAAAUGAACGAGCAGCGAACAUAGCAUGCAAUUAGGCGACGGUGGCAAUGAGGGUUAAGUGAGGCAGACGACGGCUUCAUUGAAAUUUCGGGAAGAAAACGCGUUCUUGUUCUUGUCGUAUUAGCCUUCUUUCUUUGUGCAAGUGGUAUCAAGAAUGAUCACAAAAUACAGACUAAGUGAUAAUGCUUCUUUAGGUGAUGUUUCCACACCGAUAAGCGGCAGCGAUAGUACUACCGAAGAAACAACCUGCGAAAGCAUGAACAGAGACGAUCAAUGCAGCAAUGACCAGCAGUCGAACGAUUGUGGCAGAUAUCUACGAUCCCGAUCCAUUCAGAAGAAACGUUUGCCUGGUUCGCUGCUUUCGGACGACAGUUGCAAUGCAGUUGACAAUAUGCUCGGUGUAACGGAUGGCCGCCUAGCACAGACGGAAGAUGCGGACCAGAAUUGUGACCUUUCGUUUAAUGGUAAAAUUAAAACAUUGACUAGUGGAAGUCAACAUGCGACCCUUCCCACGACGAAGUCAAUCGAUGGAUGCACGACGGAUGAUGCGGCAGUUCCGGAAGUUCCGGUCGAUGUGGAAAGCAAAAGUGAUUUGCAAAGGCGGGAGGAAAAGUUCAACGAAUCAUUUGAACUGUUGACGAAAGAGUGCAACACUUUGAUUCACUAUAAUAAUGAAAAAUCACCCGAUUUGUUUGCGGACGACGAUGAGGAAACGGACGUUGGUAGCAAGAAUGAAGCGGAGAAGGAAAAUCUGGAUUAUAGUAUGCAUCGGUCAUACCAACGUGUCAGUGGAACCGGAACGAAGGAAUUAGAUUGUGAAGGCGAAGGUAGCGUAGAUCGGACUGACUAUAUGUUGCUGAAACGAAUGAAGACGUCCCUAUCCGGCAUACCGCCACCGCCAGCGCUAACCUACUCCGACAUUGACGUUGGUACCAUGCUGACGAUAUAUCGUAGCAACGUGAAAUCAUGGCUAGCUACGCAUGGUUUUUCUAAGAACACAGUUGAAAAGACCACUACUGAUGGUGAGGGUGAAGAUGGUAAAGACCAACCGCACCAGCAGUGUCUCAUGAAGCCCACACACUCGACUGAAGAGCUGAGCAACCUACAAUGGCCCGAGCUAACGAAACACCGGGCACACGGACUGCAUUACAACCGGUCAAGAGUGUCGGAGAAUUUUGAACUGUUAGGCUUAAAGUACAUCGAACGGUAUAUAAGCGCGGAGACGAGCUGCUCCUUCAAUAUGACUGUUCUGCAAUCGAGUGCAAAGAAACGAAACCAACGACUAAAAUUGUUAAACCAAUCGCCGGGCAGACGACUAAGCCACCUAGCCCGACGAAGGGCCACGUUUUCAUCCGAAAGCUUACUUAACACCAGCGCCAGCAAGGGUGGCACUAUCGUAAGCGCUAGCAAGAGUGCCAUCGAUGCGGGAGUGCUGAGGAGAUUAAAUCCACACCGAGCGUGCAAUAAUAGACAAGUGCUACUAGAUCCGAAAAAAUCGGACAACCGUAGGAAAAAUAAAAUUAAAACACCCAAACGUAGAACACCGGGUGGAAAAAAGUCGCCGCGCCGUCGUACGCCGGGUUCGUCAGCGAAAAAGCUUUCUUUGCUGCGUGCCAAUGCCGGUGGUAAAUCGUGUACGCAGGUUCACGUUCCCGCCACUCGCGAAUCCUCCAAACGGGCACUAUUUCUUAGCCCACAGAACAGUGACAAAUUGGUAUCACCGGCCCGUAACGAUCUUCGUUUCUCGCUCGGCAGCAAUAGCAAGCAAACGGAACGUUCAAUAUUUUCCGAAGCCCGAAUCCUCAAAUCGAAACGUUCACUAUUUUCGCAACCUCGCGGGACAUCGGAGAGCAACGGCAUAGAGUCCAUCGCAGCUAGUUCCCAUGUGAGCAACUCAACCGCGACCGUGUCGAACAAACGGCGGCGUUCUUCAACCACUGACAAUAAUGACGACGGGGUGGAAAAUGCGUCCGGCGAGCGUACGGAGAAAAUAAGACGCACGGAAUCCUCUGGCCUAACGGAAGAAGAUUUAACGCCACGCUCGUUAAAGUUUGCACGCAGCAAAAGCUUUUGCGUUGGUUUGCAAAGCAUGGGCCUACCGUCGGCGACACCAUCGGACGGCAUCAGUGCGCCCGGCGUCGGUGGAAAAACAUUAAUUCGGGCGAAUUCAGAAAUUUCUUCCUCAGAUGGUCCACGACCAUUAGUUAUGCUGACGGAGAAUCACAAAAAGAAAUUAUUGUGGGCAGUUUCGCAGGCCCUGCAAAGCAAACAAAUUACUGCAAAACACGAACUGUUUAAGCAACAUGCCUCCAACCUGGUGCGGGUAGUGAAAAGACUGUUUUUAGAAUUUAAUGAUCAAACCACAUCAAGCACGAGUGAAAAGCUCUUAAAGCUGGCCAACAAGCACGUGUACGAGGUGAUUCAGGGUAAAAGCGUGGACGAUAUCUAUUUCCGCGAGAAGACACGCAUCAUGAACGCACGAAACAUGCCGAAACUGCAGGGCUAUAUCGCAGCGGAGGAAUACGAAUUGCGGAAGCUGAAGCGAACCACCAGCAUAACUUCAUUCGACGGAUCAUCGCCGUUUGACUGUUCGUUAAGUGCCAGCCAGAGCCUCCUGAGCCAAAGUUCGAUGCUUUCGCAGGGUAGCUCGUUUGGCGGUUUGUCACAGCUUUCGCAAACGACCAGUUUCGUACGGAGCGGAGCGAACAUGAAACCGGCCGCAUCGACUGGUAGUGUGAACAUGGUUGGACUUAGCAACACUUCUACUACUAAUACUGCUUUACGCGAAAACGUCGACAGUGAGCUGCGGCAACGCUCCACUAAAAAGCAGUUGCUCUUCUCUGGCAAGGAUCAGAAAAAUGUAAGUCCCUUCCGGAUGGAAAAGAAUUUGUCGCUCAUAGGCAGUAACGUGAAUGCCAACAAACUGCUGGUCGGUGGUUCGCUUAACUCCAGUAUCAUGAAAGCUAAGCGACAAAUUUCGUUCGAGUAAUGUGUGGAUAAACAACGAUGGCCCUUUUUUUUGUUUUGCCUGCCCCAGAGGUAUUUCAAACUGGGACGUUUUGAUUUCAUAAUUUAACUGGUGAUUUGUCUCUGUAAUGGGUUUAGCAUUUGAAACACAAUUACAAGAAGUAAUUUAUGACCGAUGUGCUAUCAUUAGUUUGUAUCUAUAAGUAAUGAAUUUCGUGUCCGGUAGUGAUGUGUAAUAAAGUUUUAUCAACAAUAAAAUUUGCAAUCGAAAAGCAUUCUACUGCGUGA
This is a messenger RNA of Anopheles stephensi (Asian malaria mosquito), 3647 nucleotides long. RefSeq lists its product as uncharacterized. NCBI's taxonomy places the organism in Eukaryota, Metazoa, Arthropoda, Insecta, Diptera, Culicidae. The transcript is spliced from 6 exons. The record is from RefSeq and is a predicted model, not a curated record. The coding region runs from base 547 to 3381 and encodes 944 amino acids.